GGAAGAGUCUGGGCGGCGGAAUUGCACCCCCAGACAACAACCUUUUUUUCUCCGCCUUAACAAUCAGUCAGUACCUUGUUCCUGGCCGCAUAUAUCACUGUAUACGGCCACCGCGAUUAUCGACAUGUCCUCGACAUUCCUCCUACGCCGACUCCCGGCAUCUAUACCAUCCGCAUCGCCCCCUCGAAUUGUCGCAUCAUGCAACACCAGUCUCCUCAACCGUCUCCAGCCCUCACCUCAUAAUGCCUCUGCACUGACACACACCCGACCAUUCUCGCAAACAACUCCCACCUAUUCCUCUCCUUUCCGCCUAUCCUCGAACAACAAUACCACCGCCCAAAAUGACCACCCUCCAUCUCCCGAAGAGUACCCCAACGGCGAACCCAUGCCCUACUACAGUCCUUACAAGCCCAAGCGCCAAUGGCCCCCAGACAUGUCCAAGUUGUCGCCGAAACACCAGUUCCGACUCGAGCGCAAAUAUCGUCGGCGUGCGGCACUUAAGUUUGCGCGACCGAAGUGGGUGAAGGCGACGAAGUUGGUUCAGUGGGGUGUAAUCGGAUUCGUUAUUGUGUAUGCCGCGCUGUUUAUGGAGUGGGAUGAGAGGGGGAGCCCGUUUGAUGAGCUUCGAAGGGUUUUCUUUGCCGGUGUCAAGGGGGCAUUUUCUACCCCUCCACCUCCAGGACCGGUCAAGAGGUCGGAUGAUAGCUGAUAUACACCAGGAAUGGCUUGGGUAUCUCCGUGGACUUGCCUUCUUUCUAUUGUGACAUACUGUAUAUUACUCCACCAUUCUUAGAAACUGCCAGAUAGACCAAUUCAGGGCAAGUAAUCGGAUACCGUGGAAGAUCUACUAAACGAUAGCAAUUCA
Messenger RNA from Aspergillus pseudonomiae, 865 nucleotides. RefSeq lists its product as uncharacterized. The transcript has 4 exons. Bases 125 to 709 code for a protein of 194 amino acids. The record is from RefSeq and is a predicted model, not a curated record. NCBI's taxonomy places the organism in Eukaryota, Fungi, Ascomycota, Eurotiomycetes, Eurotiales, Aspergillaceae.